UCCUGGGGAUGACAGUCUUUGUUGCUAUAUUUAUCCUAAAACAGUUCCAUUUUAACAUAUAGUUCUGUGUUUUGUAAACAAAAAAUCUUAUAUGUGUUCAUUUGAAAUUUUCGAGAGGUCAUCUAUGGUAGAAUGUGAUGAAAUCGAGCCCAGGUUGUUUUUAGGAAAUCUGGAUGCAGCAGAGAGUGAAGAAACUUUAAAGAACUAUGGAAUAACUCACAUUCUGACUGUAUAUAUGUUUCCCAUCACAAAACCAGAAGGUUUAGAAAUAGAAACUCUAUUUAUUGAUUUGGAGGAUUCUCCAGAUUGUGACAUAUUAUCAUGUUUCGAAAGAUCAAAUGCUUUUAUCAAAGAAGGACAAGAAAAAGGAGCAUGUCUUGUGCACUGUUAUGGUGGAGUAUCUCGCAGUGCAACAUUAGUUGUAGCAUAUCUGAUGAAGAAGUAUAACAUAGGAGUAGAUGAAGCCCUUCAAAAAGUUAAAGAGAAAAGAUAUUCUGCAUGUCCUAAUGCUGGAUUUUUAUCUCAGUUGAGAUUAUAUGAAAACAUGAAGAACACCCUAGAUGAAGACAACAUUGAUUACAAAAUUUUUUCACUGUACCAUCUAGGGAGACAAGUGUCAAUGGGCAAUAAUUUUGAUGCCAUUCAGAAUUAUUUAGCCAGAUUCAAAGAGAAGGCGGCACUUGAUGGAGACAAAUUUAAAUGUAAAGAAUGCAGAAAAUGCUUGUUUCUACAAAGCAAUGUCAUACCUCACAUCCAAGGGCAAGAUUUGUACUGGAAUAAUUUUGCCCAGCAGCUCAUCUCAGAACAAUCACAAACAAUUUGUAAAAAAUCAUUAUUCAUUGAAUUUUUGCCAUGGAUGAUUGAAGCACACCAAUCUAUGUCAGGAAAGAUUCAUUGCCCGACAUGUGAUUCAAAAAUCGGAACUUUCUGCUGGAAAGGUCAGCUAUGUACUUGUGGUGCCACAAUAUCCCCCAGUUUCAAAGUCAUUGAGAGCAAACUGGAUAAAGAAUUUCAGCAUAGUCCAACAAUACAGAAUCAGCUCAACCUUCACCACGUCACUUAAAUGUACAUCAUUGUAAUUUAAACGUUUGUUUGUGCCUGCAUCAAUAAAGUUUUUAUCAAA
Molecule: messenger RNA, 1123 nt
Organism: Argiope bruennichi
Lineage: Eukaryota; Metazoa; Arthropoda; Arachnida; Araneae; Araneidae
Gene: MKP-4
Product: probable dual specificity protein phosphatase DDB_G0281963
Exons: 7
Coding region: 92-1063 (323 amino acids)
Biological process (GO): protein dephosphorylation
Cellular component (GO): nucleus
Molecular function (GO): protein tyrosine/serine/threonine phosphatase activity
Source: RefSeq, a predicted model, not a curated record